This is a messenger RNA of Meloidogyne enterolobii, 873 nucleotides long. The record is from the annotation of a GenBank genome assembly. NCBI's taxonomy places the organism in Eukaryota, Metazoa, Nematoda, Chromadorea, Rhabditida, Meloidogynidae.
UUCAAGAUGACUGGAACAGAGCGGAAAGUUUUUCAGAAAUACUACCCUCCCGACUUUGACCCAUCAAAAAUCCCAAAAGCUUCUGGUGGACGAAACAGACAAUUUAUCCAACGUGUAAUGACUCCAUUCAAUAUGCGAUGCAAUACUUGUAGUGAAUAUAUUUAUAAAGGAAAGAAGUUUAAUAUGAGAAGAGAAACGGCUGAGGGAGAAAGCUAUCUUGGCUUGAGGAUUUUCAGAUUCUAUUUUCGGUGUCCAAAUUGUCUGGCCGAAAUCACCUUCAAAACAGAUAUUCAAAAUGUGGACUAUCAAGCUGAAAAUGGAGCAACACGAUUAUUCGAUGUAUACAAAUUUUGGCAAGAACAGGAACAAAAGGUGGAGGAGAAAGAAAAGGAAGAAAAAGAGGAUGCAAUGAAAAUGCUUGAAAAACGAACAAAAAUGAGCAAAUUGGAAAUGGAAGCAUUAGGUCACAUUGAGGAAUUACAAGAAAUUAAUAGACGCCAAGAAAGUAUUGAUACAAUUGGCUAUUUAAAUCAAAUUGAACAGAAAAAUGCUCUUACUUUUGCUGAAAGGUUGAAGCGACAAGAAGAAGAGGAUGAAAGAGAAGUUGAAAGGCUUGUAGAAAAAACUGGAGGAAAAUAUACAAAAAGAAUAAAAGAGGAAGAUGAAGAAGAUUUAUUAAAUGGCCCAAGUACAAGUUCUUCAAUAUUAUUAAAAAAUGAGGUCGAAAAAUUUGUUGGGACAAAGUUGAAUAAUCUGAAGGAAGAAAAUAAUUUAAAACCGAAUAUUAAGCCUUCAAUGGAUUUGGCGUCCAAAAGAACCUCAAAUCAAGCAAAUUUAUUAAAUUCAAUUGUAAAAAAGAAGAAAAAUAAAUAA